Messenger RNA from Dendroctonus ponderosae (mountain pine beetle), 2089 nucleotides. Its product is annotated as chymotrypsin-C. Gene Ontology annotation, biological process: proteolysis. Bases 347 to 1786 code for a protein of 479 amino acids. Gene Ontology annotation, molecular function: serine-type endopeptidase activity. The transcript is spliced from 9 exons. The record is from RefSeq and is a predicted model, not a curated record. Lineage: Eukaryota; Metazoa; Arthropoda; Insecta; Coleoptera; Curculionidae.
AUCUACUCUUGGUUUGAAUUGAAUGCGAUCCGACCUGUUUCGUCCAUCUCUUGCCCGAAGAAGCAGGAAUUCAAGUCUAUGGAUUGUUAAUCGCGCGUUUUUCUCCAAAAAAGCACAUUAAAGCGAAUACGCACAUUUCAGGUAUAAAUACUUAAAGCUUCAAACGGGUUUACGGUGAUUUUGGGAAAUACCAACUUUCAAAUCCACACUUAAGGUGAUAAAUUUGAGUAUUUCUGUCGACUGUUGUACUCCUGCUGCUGCGUUGGUGUGUGUGAGGAGAGUUCUUUGAGGAAUCGACCGAAUUCAGUUCAUAACGACUUACCCGCAUCUACAGAGUGGCCCAACCAUGCUGGCAUCGCUGCUGGUCGUCUGGGGAGUGUUUGGGGCGGCAAUUUCGCAGCAGCUGAUCUCGCCGUGCCCCAAAAUCUUCCAAUACGAGACGCGACCUGAAGAACCGGAUCGCUGGUACGGAACCGCCGUCCUUACUGGAAGCCAGGAUUUAGUUGGAGUGUGGUUCCGCGUGGUGCUCGACAGCACCGCCCUACAACUCGGGAACUGGUUUGGGGAAGUGGAAAUCAAAGACCACAACAAGGGCUUCUUGGUCAAAAACCCAGACUACCGACUGAAGGCGGGCACGCCCCUGACAAUCAAGUUUUUCGUACGCUUCGACCCCAACCGGCCGCCCCCCAAGCUGGUCAGCUUGCGGCUGAACGCUGUGGUCAAGUGCCCAGAGGAUGGCGUGGUUACGGAGGCCCCGUGGGCCGCCGGCCAUCUUUUCACCAACCAACCCGACCUUUCGGACCCUUCUUCCCCUGACUUCGGAAACUCGCCCUCUAUAAACAUCCGCCCACCUGGAAGAAGACCAGGCUCCAGCGACGACGAGGACUUUUACCAUUCGGACUUUGGGGCGCUGUCGCUUCCAGACAGCGGGAGGCCCCAGGCGAAGCCCAGUCUUCUGGCUAAGGCCACUUGCGGCACUGUAGUGAAGUCUCCAAGGCCGCUAAUCACUCACGGACAGGCCAUCGGAGACGGCGACUUUCCUUGGCAUGCCGCCCUCUAUCAUGCCCAGGGCAUCGACUUGACUUACACUUGCGGGGCUUCACUGAUCAGCCUCCAACAUCUCCUCACUGUGGCCCAUUGCGUGACCAGGAAAAAGAGCACCAACAGCAUUAACGCGGGCAACUUGCUUGUUUAUUUAGGGAAGUUUUAUCUGCGCAUCUGGAAAACGCCCGGCAUCCAGGACAAGCGGGUGGAUUCGAUCACAGUCCACCCCAAGUACAACCCGCACACUUUCGGCAACGACGUGGCAGUGGUGAAGUUGGCCGAGCCGGCCGAGCUGACCAAUUACGUGCGGCCCAUUUGCCUGUGGGAGGGCAACUCCAAGCUGGAUUUGCUGGUCGACCAACUAGGCACGGUGGUUGGCUGGGGAUUCGACGAAUCGGGCAAAAUCACCGAGCAGCUCACCAAGGCCAACAUGCCCAUCGUGUCGCAGGAAACCUGCAUCUACUCAUUUCCAGACUUCUACUCCAGAUUCACUAGCAACACCACAUUUUGCGCGGGAUUCAAAAACGGUACAUCGGCGUGCAAUGGCGACUCAGGAGGCGGAAUGGUCUUCCCCAGACCGGGCUCAGACAAAACCAACCCCGUCUGGCAGAUCAGAGGCUUAGUUUCGAUCAGUGUGGCCCUCCAGAACGGCUUCAAGUGCGACUCCUCGCACUACACGGUCUUCACCGAUGUGGCCAAGUUUCUCGACUUCAUCAAAGGCGCCACGACGGACAUUCUAUAACGGCUCUAUGGGCAUUUUUCCGGUCAAAAUCACCUCUUCUGAUCUGCAGACAUCGAACCUUGCGAUCAAUACAAGUCAAAGGAUAUUAAUUAACAUUCAAGACUGUUUCGCAGCUCAGUAUGGGGCUGGUUCUAUGCUUCCCAGGCUGGAUUUUGACCUAAAAAUACGCCUUGGCGCUUUUGUACUAGAUUUUGAAUCCCGCCGGUGUUUCCACAUUGGUGAUUGGCUAAUUAAUUCCCCAAAACUGAUUUUUCCAUUUUGUUUAUAUGUCUAUUCGAUCAGUAAUACAAAUCUUUAAUUGUA